UGCCCCACCCCAGCCCCCAACGUCCUGUGUUUCUCGGAAUACUCAACUCACUGGACUGGGAUUAGGCUACAUAAAAAAGACGGGAGCUGAAUGAUUCUUUGUUUUAUUAGUUAUCAUAGGAUUUGAUUUUAAAGCCAAAGGCUAAAUAAUGGUGCAAAGCUUUAGACAGUUUUUACUUCGUAUUUCUGGGGGCAUCGUGAAUGAGCAUUUAUCGAAAAUCAAAUUUUUGUGUAAAGAUCGCCUUUCAGACGCGGAGCUGGAGUCAGUAAAUUCGGCUCAUGAAUUGCUUGAUAAACUUUGUAGUCAAGAAUUGAUAAAAGAGGACAAUACAGAGUACCUGCAAGACCUUUUAAACUAUGUUGGAUUAAAUGUUUUAGCAAGAGAAGUCGAAGAAAACUCGAGACAAACAGCUGCAAAUGAUGAGAAAAAGAAGGCCAAGGGACAGCAAACACCCAAAACCCAAAUGCCAGUUGGAAUUCCAUGUAAAAUACCUAAUUUCGUUGGGCGGGACGACAUUGUCUGCAGUUUGGCUGACGCUGUCUUGGUUAAGAUGAAACGACUGCUGAUUUUAAAGGCUUUGCCAGGAGCAGGGAAAUCUGCUGUUGCAAUACAACUAGCCCAUUAUAUCCUAAAGACACAGCAAUACCAUGGAUACCAAGUGGUAUUUGUUUGUCUCAGGGAGCAAAAAACAUUGGCUUGUGUCUGCAGAGGUAUUUUGCAUGCACUUGAUGUCACAAUUACUGGUGAUCCUGUUUCACAAACUAGGCAUGUGUUGGAAAGACUCUCUCAAGAAACUUUGCUGAUUCUCGAUAACACUGAGGAUAUUCAAAAGUGUGAUAAUGAUUUUGCCAAGUUUAUUCAAUACUUAAGACAAUUUGGCCACAAUUUGCAAAUCCUUUUAACUUCAAGAUUGGAUAUGGAAGAAGUGAGCUUUGACUUUUCAGAGAAUCUUCCUCCGCUAGAUAUUGCGAGUGCCACUGACUUGCUAAUAGCAAUGACAGAAGGAUCACACCAAAUACAAAACCGAAAAAGUGCAGCAGAACUUGCAGAGUAUUGUGGGCAGAUGCCCCUUUUGAUUGAAAUUGCUGCUAAACUUGUAACUUCAGGCUUCAACCCUAAAAUGCUUGCAGAAACAAUGAAGAAAGACUUAUACAAGGUUCUUAAUCAAAGAAGCUACCAAAGGGUUGUUCAAACUGUGCGCUGUUUACUUAAAUGUGUAGGAAAGGAAAGUUGUAUAUCAUUAAUCAAACUUUCAAUGUUUUCUUCAAAAUUCAAUGCCAAAAAGGCAGAAUUUCUAUUCAAAGAUGUUACUGACUGCAAUUUUCAAAUGUGUUACCUGAAUAAGAAUGCAUUGAUACAGAAUGAAAGUGAUGGCUGGUACAGCCUACACCCUCUCAUUCAGACCUUCUGUCGAGAGGAAAAAGAACAGCUUGGCUGUCUGAAUGAGGGAAGAGAAGCAGAGAGAAAAUUCAAUGAGCACCAAUUAGAGUUGCUUCUUCACAUUCACAAGAAGUUUGUAAGUAGAUCCGGUAAAGAAGCUAUGCAAGAAUUUUUUGACUCCAUCCUGAAUAUUAAACAAGCCUUGAAAAAUUGUCUAAAAAAGGGGUGUAUUGAAAUGAAGAAAAAGUGUAUUGACACCUUCAACGAUUGUGUCAACACUUUAGGAAAGGUCCUGAAUCCUAAUGAAUGUCUUAAACUCUAUAAAAAGCUUCACAAGAGUGCAGUGGAGAUGAAAGAUGAAAAGCGAGUGAGCGAAUGCCUCAUUUCUGUUGGUUUCCGUCAUAUGUGCGACAAAGGCCAUAGAACCUAUUCAGAGGAUGCAUUUGGAGUCUUAAAAGAUGCUUAUAAUCUUCAGAAAAAACUACGGCUUCACAAGAACCCUUCUGAGACAUUAGCCCACUGCUGCAGCAAACUUGGCCUUUGCUACAUUCUGAAGGGCGAGCGUCAUGAAGGACUUAAACUGAUCAAUGAUGCUCUAACAAUGAGAGAGGAGAUUGGGGAUCAAGUGCUUAUUGCUGCAAGCUACUGUGAUAAAGCAAGUAGCAAAAGGUUCUCUGGGGAACACAGCAGUGCAAUUUACAUGCUAAAACAGAACUGCUUGGGAAGGUACAAGGAAUCUCUUGGCGACCAUCCUUGGGUGGCCACAAUCCACAGCUACAUUGCAGAUUCACACAUUGCUCUUGGAGAGAUGGACGAAGCAGUCAAGCACAGACGAGAAGCUUUACGAAUCCGACAGAGUUUCCUUGGUGAUCAUCUCGACACAGCACGCAGCCUUGGCAACCUUGGGAAGUUGUUAUGUGAGCAGGGUGACUUUGAGGGAGCUCGGGAAGCCUAUGAAAAAGCUUACACGAUCCAGAAAAGACUAGACAUGAAUGAAGAAACUGUCGCCACGUUCAGUGCGCUAGCAGACGUCUAUGAGAAACUAGGAAGACCUGAGGAGUCUGAGGAUUUAAGAAUAAUAAUUUCUACUGUAGAAGACCAACUCCAGCAGAGGCGUCUCUACAUGAGGCAAGUUUCACAAGAGAUAAAGAAACGAACAAUGUCAAUUGCUGCCUCAAAGAAAUACAAGAAGUGGUCAUCCCUCCUUGUAGUGGCUAUUCUUGUUCUGGUGGCUGCUAUAGUUGCAGGCUAUUGGAUAAGAACAAGUCAGCACAUUACAAACUAUGUACUACAAACUUGGAGAUGAUUUGGCAAUUAUAGAUCGGUCGGUCAGUUUCGCCAUAGCCCUAGGAUAAAUUGGUAGGUUCCUUUAAGCUAAAUUUUGCCUGCUUAAUGCUUGCUUAUCAGAUUUUUCCCAGAUUUGUGCAAUUCUAUCGACAACUCAGUCUUCCUACGUGACUCAAAGUGUUUUGCGUUUCCCUUUCAAUGUAUAUAUACUAGACAGACCGAACGAACAAGUACAAUAAGUGAUACAGACAGUAUUUGCUGAGGGAGGGGGGGCAGACAUACAUAUCAGAAUAAGCAAAACUUUCGAAAUUUCUUGGCAAUUCUUCUAUGAGAAAAGACACCUUAACGGUUUAGCUUCCUCCGCAGGCAUCUCAAAGACCAGAAAAAGAAAUAAAAAAGGAUUGGGUUUCCUGUGGCAAAAAACGGAAGUGACAAACCGGAAUUCCCUCUCUACUUCUCCUUAGUCUCACUCAUCCGCAAUUUCGCCACAGGUAACCCAUUCUUUCCGUCCUUUUCAUUAUGAGUUGCCUGCGGAGGAGGCUAUUAACGGUUAAGGGUGGGACGCCCCCUAAAGCCAGACUUAGCUACGCUUCUGCCUUACCUUAUCAGCGCCAGUCUUAUCUGUGCUUGAGACAUCACGUGGUGCCCGUACAACAGUUUAACACAGCGACCUGGCCUCGCUGGGAUGGGAUGGGAUUCAACUCAGCUCUCCUCUUUCUAAUCUUUUAUCUCUACAGAAGCUUUCCUAAAGAAGACUUGAUAAAUAAGAAAAAUGUCAGAC
Molecule: messenger RNA, 3448 nt
Organism: Nematostella vectensis (starlet sea anemone)
Lineage: Eukaryota; Metazoa; Cnidaria; Anthozoa; Actiniaria; Edwardsiidae
Exons: 5
Coding region: 149-2686 (845 amino acids)
Biological process (GO): regulation of apoptotic process
Molecular function (GO): protein binding; ATP hydrolysis activity
Source: RefSeq, a predicted model, not a curated record